AUGGUAUCCGUGGUAACUAAAGUUGAUACAGCACAUCGUGAUAUCAUUCACGAUGCGCAGAUGAACUAUUAUGGUACACGACUAGCGACAUGUUCCAGUGACCGACUGGUCAAGAUUUUUGAGUUGAAGCCAUCAGGACAAACGUAUCCAUUGGCUGAAUUGAGCGGGCACGAUGGUCCAGUAUGGCAGGUCGUUUGGGCACAUCCGAAGUUUGAUAAUAUCUUAGCAUCGUGCUCCUAUGACAAGAAAGUGAUAAUUUGGAAGGAAAUAUCGGGGAAAUGGCAAAAACUCUACGAAUGGAAUCAGCACGAAGCGAGUGUCAAUGCAAUCAGUUGGGCUCCACAUCAGUUUGGCUUGAUUCUAGCGUGUGCAUCCACAGAUACAACUAUCUCACUACUCACUUAUGUUCCAGAAACAAACACGUGGACAUCGAGAAAAAUCCUCAAAGCUCAUGAGCAGGGUUGCAAUGCAGUUUCGUGGGCACCAGCUAUGCAUUCUCAAUCAAUCGUAGAGCCGGAAGCGAGUCCGAUGCCCAAAAGAUUGGUGUCUGGAGGAAAUGAUAACCUGGUGAAAAUAUGGAACGUGGGCACCGGCUGUAGCUCAAUCAGUCAAUACGANUUGAAAGGACACACAGAUUGGGUGCGUGAUGUAGCGUGGGCACCGGCUGUAGCUCAAUCAGUCAAUACGAUAGCGUCUUGUGGGCAGGAUCGUAAAGUGAUAAUUUGGCGUUGUGCAAGUGUCGAUGAUGGUCAGUGGAGUGCAAAGGAAUUAUGUGAUUUCGACGAUGCGCUAUGGCACGUCAGUUGGUCGUUAUGCGCCAAUAUCCUUGCUGUUUCUGGUGGCGAUAAUAAGAUAUCACUCUGGAAAGAGAAUUUGCAAAAUGCUUGGAUCCGUAUUUCAGAAACAGAAGAAGAGAAAAAAGAUGGUUGA
Molecule: messenger RNA, 930 nt
Organism: Anisakis simplex (herring worm)
Lineage: Eukaryota; Metazoa; Nematoda; Chromadorea; Rhabditida; Anisakidae
Source: the annotation of a GenBank genome assembly